Eremothecium cymbalariae DBVPG#7215 is the source of this 2613-nucleotide messenger RNA. It is a transcript of the gene VPS34, whose product is annotated as phosphatidylinositol 3-kinase VPS34. Gene Ontology annotation, molecular function: 1-phosphatidylinositol-3-kinase activity. The coding region runs from base 1 to 2613 and encodes 870 amino acids. Gene Ontology annotation, cellular component: phosphatidylinositol 3-kinase complex, class III, type II; endosome; cytoplasm. Lineage: Eukaryota; Fungi; Ascomycota; Saccharomycetes; Saccharomycetales; Saccharomycetaceae. The transcript has a single exon. The record is from RefSeq and is a predicted model, not a curated record. Gene Ontology annotation, biological process: endocytosis; autophagy of peroxisome; autophagosome assembly.
AUGCCCAGUCAGAGUAUCACUUUUGUAGUAUCUCAAGAACUUAACACUCCAUUGAGGAUUAAAGUAGUGUCAUUAGAUGGUUGUAAACGUUUGUUACAGCCUUCGCAGAGGUUUACCCAAUCACAUUUGGCUAAGAAAGUCUCUAAUCUAAGAGUUAUUAGUGACCUUUUUGUUUCUGUACAAGUAUUUGAUAAAGAGAGAAAUAGGAUGUUAACACCUCCUGUAUACACCCAGCAUGUUCCAUUCAAGAAUGGUCGUAUUUGGAACCAGUGGCUAGCGCUCCCUAUCAAUAUAAAUCAAUUGGAUCAGAAUAGCACUUUGAAGAUACGCAUAUGGGAAUAUGACGGUGGAGAUGAAUGUUUAUUUGCUGCUAUGGAGACUCCAGUCUUUUCAUGUGUUGAUGGAACUUUGAAAAGGGGUAAAGAAUCUAUACGAUUUGAGUACGGUGUUUCUGACUCUUCUAAAGUAGAGGUCAGUGAUAUCCAAAGAUUAAUGAACAAAUACGACCAAGGAGAGAUAAAAGCGGUGGAUUGGUUAGAUAAUUUGACGUUCAAAAAAUUAGAGAGCAUGCAAAAGGAGAUGCGGCUACCUAAGGGAACGUUUCUGUUAAAUAUUGAAUUCCCGUAUAUUGAAUUGCGAGUGGUUUAUACGGAGACUGUCAAUCCAGAUGUACAGAAAAACAUACCGACGUUACAUAACUUUGAGCAACUUAAUGAAGCAACUGAAAGCAAGCAAGAUACCCAAGCUAAAAUAUCGAUAGGGGAUUCACAUCAGUCAACUCUGAAGUUUUAUGACCCUGAUCAAUACAAUGUUGACGUGAUAGAAGAAAAAUUUCAAAGGUUAGAAAGAUCUUCAAAGAGUUCUACAUUGGAUCGUGAAUUAAAACCUGAUGCUAAGAAGCGUGAUAUACUGAACCAAAUACUUGCAUAUCCUCCAUGCACUAGACUGACUGCUCAUGAAAAGGGACUAAUCUGGAAAUACCGAUAUUAUUUGGUGAAUAAUAAGAAGGCUUUGACAAAGUUACUACAGAGCACCAACUUAACAGAAGAAAAUGAACGUAAAGAAGUCCUUGACCUAAUGGAUAUCUGGGCCGAAAUCGACAUUGAUGAUGCCAUUGAGUUGUUGGGUCCGGUCUACAAAAACCUUUCGGUCAGAUCCUAUGCUGUUAACAGACUGAAGAAAGCUUCUGACACUGAAUUGGAAUUAUACCUUCUCCAACUUGUUCAAGCAGUAUGCUUUGAAAGUUCGUCUACCUGGUCCGACAAGUCUAAUAGUGCAUUUACUAUCGUUAAUAUGGACCAAAGCAAGAAUGGAAACAUUACACCAAAAUCCCUUACUCCACACAUGAUGGCUUCAUUAGAUAGUAUGGAAAGGUCGGAGGCAGAAUCAACUGGUGCGGAGAGUUCUGUUGUUAUUUCCCCAUUAGCAGAGUUCUUAAUCAGGCGUGUGAUGAAUAACACUAGGCUUGGGAACUAUUUUUACUGGUUCCUAAAAUCAGAGAUAAACGGGUGCCAGUAUUUAGUCCACAUUCUGGAUAGCUUUAUAUCAAGACUACCCGAUGAAAAACGAUCACUGAUAAAUGACCAAUUAAAAUUAGUAACAAUAUUGAAAGAAUGUUGUUUAGAAAUAAAGAAACUCAAAGAUUCGACUCCUAAAAAACAGGAACUGUUGCAUUAUCUAAUGGUGUCAAAAAUGAGACCUUUUUUGCGCAACAACAAUGUUGCAUUACCUAUAGAUCCGGAGGUGGUCGCGGUUGAUGUAGUUGUUGAAGAGUGUAGAAUCUUCAAGAGUUCCCUGUCUCCAUUAAAAAUAACUUUUAGAACGAAAGAUAGGCUUAAAUAUUCCCUUAUGUUUAAGGUUGGAGACGAUUUAAGGCAGGACCAAUUUGUUGUUCAAAUCAUUACCUUGAUGAAUGCUUUGCUAAAAAAUGAAAAUGUGGACCUAAAAUUAACUCCAUACAGAAUUUUAGCAACAGGCGGAACUGAAGGUGCAAUUGAGUUCAUCCCUAAUGAUACUAUGGCAAAUAUUUUGAGCAAACAUCAUGGAAUCCUCCCAUUUUUAAGGAGUAACUUUCCUGAUGACGAGGAGCAUCUGGGCGUUCAAGAUUGGGUCAUGGACAAUUUUGUAAAAUCCUGCGCAGGCUACUGUGUAAUAACAUAUAUCCUUGGUGUUGGUGACAGACACUUGGAUAAUUUAUUAAUUACUCCAGAUGGGAGGUUUUUCCAUGCAGAUUUCGGUUACAUCCUAGGACGUGAUCCAAAACCAUUUCCCCCACUAAUGAAACUUCCCCCUCAAAUAAUUGAAGCGUUUGGUGGGGCAGAGUCCAAUAAUUAUAAUAAAUUCAGAAGCUAUUGUUUCGUAGCAUAUUCUAUCUUGAGAAGAAACGCAGGUUUAAUUCUUAACUUGUUUGAAUUGAUGAAAACAUCUGACCUUCCUGACAUCAAGAUCGACCCUGAUGGCGCAAUUUUAAAGGUAAAGGAAAAAUUCUGCUUGAACAUGUCAGAAGAACAAGCUACAGUGCAUUUUCAAAAUCUUAUCAAUGCAAGUGUUAGCGCCUUAUUACCUCUGGUUAUUGAUCAUCUGCACAACUUGGCUCAGUAUUGGCGCUCUUAA